CUCCUAAACCAUUACGCAGCUGUCAGAGGUGUCCAACAAAGCGCAGAGGCAACAGGAACGGAAACGAUGACUCAGAUUACUCAGUCUUUUUCACGCAAGAGCAUGUCCAGCUCCAGCUCUCGUCCCUUCUCCUCCCACUCUCUCACCGGUGGAUACUCCAAGCGCAUCGCCGUCGGUCGUGCGCCAAGUGUCUACGGAGGUGCGGGGGGCUCCAGCGUGCGCAUCUCUUACGGACAGAGCAACAACAGCGGUUUCGACCUGGCCAGCGCGUUCGGCGGGGGUGACAAUGGCUUCGGUAUGGCUAGCAACGAGAAAUCAACCAUGCAGAACCUCAACGACCGUCUGGCCACUUACCUGGAGAAAGUGCGCUCCCUGGAGAAAGCCAACGCGCAGCUGGAGCGCCAGAUCCGAGAGUGGUACGAGAAGAGCACCCCUGUCUCCAAAGAUUACAGCCACUAUUACGCCACCAUUGAAGAUCUGCGCAAAAAAAUCUGUAUCGCCAGUCAGGACAAUGCCAGAAUCAUCCUUCAGAUCGACAACGCCAAACUGGCAGCCGAGGACUUCAGAGUCAAGUACGAGAAUGAGUUGGCCAUGCGCCAGUCCGUGGAGGCCGACAUCGCUGGCCUGAGGAGGGUUCUGGAUGACCUCACCAUGAGCCGCUCAGAUCUCGAGAUGCAGAUCGAGGGUCUGAAGGAGGAGCUUGUUUACCUGAAGAAGAACCAUGCAGAGGAGCUCGCAGCUCUUCGUGCCCAAAUGUCCUCCAGCAGCGUAAACGUGGAGGUUGACGCCGCGCCUCAGCAAGACCUGGCCCGCAUCAUGGAGGAGAUCCGUCACCAGUAUGAAGGCAUCACCGAGAAGAACCGCAGAGACAUGGAGACCUGGUACAAGGGCAAAUUCGACGAACUGAACAAGACGGUCACCACCAGACAAGAAGAAUUCUCAAUGUCCCGCACUGAAGUCAACGAGCUCAGGAGAACACUGCAGAACCUGGAGAUCGAACUACAGUCGCAACUUAGCAUGAAAGCGGCUCUUGAGGGCACACUGGGAGAGACCGAGUCACGCUACAGCCUCCAGCUCAACCAGUUGCAGGUCGUCAUUAACGGUUUGGAGACAGAGCUUUCUCGGAUGCGAAUUGACAUCGAAAGACAGGGCAGUGACUACAAACUGCUUCUGGACAUCAAGACCAGACUAGAGAUGGAGAUCGCCGAGUACAGGAGACUUCUGGAUGGAGAGGACAUUCAGAGACAGACAAUCAAAGUUGUAGAGAUUGUAGCUCCUCCUCCCCCCAAGCAUGAACCUGUGGUGACCAAGCGCGUUCGCACCGUAAUCGAAGAGGUGGUUGAUGGGAAGGUUGUUUCUCGCACAGAGGACGUUGACGUCGAAGUCUUGAAGAAGUAAAAACAUCAUCAACGAGAUCCAUGAAGUCAGCGUGAAUUAAAUUCAAUAAAUGAUCCCUGUUCAACACCUCAUGUAAAAUCAAAGAUAAAUUACAUAAAAAAAGACAAGCUGCGAAAUAAAAUGUGUUUGUUCUUUCAUUCUUGGAUGAUUGGAAGGUCGAUAUUUAUCACAAACAACACUGAAAAAAGGAGUUUGAGGUGUAUUAUAUUUGAUUUGACGUGUGUCACAAGCGCCAAAAGACGAGUCAGCUUUUCUUAAGCACAAUUUCAAAGUUUACGCCAGUAAGAAACAAAACAUUCUGUACAAAAGACGUACUCGCUCUCUCACAGACAUACAAACACAACUGUGAGAUAUACAAACAUGACAUACAGUUUCCUAAGUACUUUUCUGACGUUUUAAAAACGCACUAAAACAAAAAUAACCACAGUUAUCUUUUCAGAACACUUUUAAUAUAUAACAUUGUAUUUACAAAUAUUUCACAUAUGACACUAUGUAGUUAAGAGCCCCCCACAGGUGUCCGUAUUUGACAAAAAUGUUCAACAUAAAUAAUUAAACGGCAUAUUUUUCCCCAUCACACAAUAACAGUAUAAAUUCUACAGUAGCACAGCUGACUACCACAGUCAGUUGCAAAGUGCUGUCCUUUUUUCGUUCGUUUUUUCCCUUAAAUACAAAAAUACCACCACUUCCGACGCAACGCCGGUAGUAAAUUUCUAGCUGCUGCGCUAUAACGACGUACACUGAAGCAAAAUCGGCUCACAUUCAAAACGGUGGGCGGGAUUGGUCCUUGACGCCAAUUCGUUUGCGCAAUGGCACCGCAAAACAUCGUACAGGGGGGAAAUGUUCGUUAAAAAAAAAAUGUUCGCAAACAAUUAAGAUGGUGUCGCAUUAAAAACGUUUUGCUCUAGAAUUCAUACACAUCCUUUCCCUUCAGAAUGAGAACUUCAUGUUUUGCAAACUAACAUCAUGUUAAAUUCAUUGAUCAUUAGUAAAAAUGUUGCACUUAUGGUGAAUAAAACGCUAAAGUGG
Messenger RNA from Rhinichthys klamathensis goyatoka, 2424 nucleotides. It is a transcript of the gene krt97, whose product is annotated as keratin 97. The transcript has 8 exons. Bases 67 to 1398 code for a protein of 443 amino acids. Lineage: Eukaryota; Metazoa; Chordata; Actinopteri; Cypriniformes; Leuciscidae. Gene Ontology annotation, molecular function: structural molecule activity. The record is from RefSeq and is a predicted model, not a curated record.